This is a messenger RNA of Micromonas commoda, 1695 nucleotides long. Its product is annotated as DEAD/DEAH box helicase. Gene Ontology annotation, molecular function: nucleic acid binding; ATP binding. The transcript has 3 exons. The record is from RefSeq and is a predicted model, not a curated record. Lineage: Eukaryota; Viridiplantae; Chlorophyta; Mamiellophyceae; Mamiellales; Mamiellaceae. Bases 1 to 1695 code for a protein of 564 amino acids.
AUGGAGGUGGACGACGCCCCCAUCUCCGCCGACGCCAAGGACCGCAUGAAGGCCGUGGGCAUCACGCACCUCACCCCGGUGCAGGAGCGAACCCUGCGCGCGGUCAUCGUCGACGGCCUCGACGUCCUGGUCAGGGCGCCCACGGGAUCGGGCAAGACGCUCGCCUACCUCCUUCCUAUCGCGCACGCGCUCGCGAGGCUGCCGCCGGGAGACCUCGCGAACCCCGGGCGGCCCAACGCGAUCGUGUUCCUGCCCACCAGGGAGCUCGCCGCUCAGGUGCAUCAGCACGCGGAGCGGCACGUCGCGGACGCGGGUUUCGGCUGCGCUUUAAUCGUCGGCGGCGCCGACGAAAAGUCGCAGCUCGCCGCGAUUCGCGCGAACGCGCGGUGCGUCAUCGGAACCCCGGGGCGCAUCAAGGAGUUCGUCGACCGCGGCGUCAUCAAGACGGAUCUCGUCAUCGCGCAGGUCCUCGACGAGGCGGACCGGCUGCUGGACGGCGGGUUCGAGCGAGACGUGGAAUCCGUGAUGCACUCGCCCGGGGGACAGGCGCGAACCAUGUGCCUCAGCGCGACGAUGCCACCGUCGCUCGCGCGGUUCCUCCAGCGGCAGCUCCCGCCCGACCACGCCGUCAUCGACAUGUUCGGCAGGGGCGGCGGUAACGUCGGGGGUGCAGUGGAGCAUCUCGCGGUGACGACGCAUCGGAACGAUCUGGCGGGAACGGUGUUGGACGCCAUCGACGCGUACGCGGCGGGAGCCGCGGGACGCGGGGAUACGGACGACGAUUCGUAUUCCACGCGCGCCACGGGGCAGGCGAUCGUGUUCGUGGAGACGAAGACCUUCGCGGAGCAGCUGUCGGGGACGCUGGCGAUCGCGUACGAGGGGUACACCGUUUCGCGCCCGGCUUGGUUUUCCGCGACGGGUUUUCGACGCCGACUCGUCAUCUACCCACCCACGGUUUCUUUCAAAGUUGACCCCGGAUUCAUUCAUUCGUUCAUUCAUUCAUCGCGACAGGAGCGACUGGACGCCGACGGCGAGAAGAAUAAAUCGACGCGGCGCAGAACCGUCACCUCCCUUCACGGCGACCUCCCCCAGAUCGCCAGGGACGCCGCCAUCGCCUCCCUCCGCGCGGGCGAGUGCGACGUCCUCGUCGCCACCGACGUCGCCGCCCGCGGCCUGGACCUACCCGGCGUGGAGCUCGUGGUGCACGCGGAUUUACCUCGGACCGCCGACGCCUACGCGCACAGGGCGGGUCGAGCGGGUCGGCCCGGGUGUGCGGUUCGCGGCGCGUCGCUGCUCCUUCCCCCUCCCGGCCCGGAGCACGCGGCGCACGUCGCGAGGCUGGAGCGGGAGGCGAAGAUCGCGGUGAGACGGCUCACGGCGGUUGGGGAGAGGGAGGCGCGGGGUAGGAGCGUCGCUGCGGCGGUCGCGGCGUCGGCUGCGGCGGCUUCUCGAAGUUUCGACGGCGGCGUCGGCGGCGACGGGGUGGUCAACGCGGCGUCAUCGCCGGCGUGCGUGCGUGCCGACGCGGUGAGCGAGGAGGACGCGCAGGCUGCGAGGGCGAGGCUGGGUGAGCGGAUGCUCGUGGCUGACAGGUUCGGGGAGUUCACCGGCGAGCUGAGCGAGCUCCGGGGCGGUAAGUCGGCGGGCGCGUCGGGCGGCAAGUCGAAGGGGAAAGCGAAGGGAAGGCGCAGGUGA